Messenger RNA from Brenthis ino (lesser marbled fritillary), 1038 nucleotides. NCBI's taxonomy places the organism in Eukaryota, Metazoa, Arthropoda, Insecta, Lepidoptera, Nymphalidae. The record is from the annotation of a GenBank genome assembly.
AUGAAAGCCAUCAGGCAAAGAUCAUAUGAACAAGAAGAAAAUGUGCCUUGUGAUACAAAAAGAUAUAGUAAUACAAAUAAAACAAAAUUAAAAGGAUCUGAAAUUAAAAUUAAUUCAACCCAGUUGUUCCAAAGUAAAGAAAAUCCCUCUCAAAGCAGUUUAUCAACAUUUACUGACGCUGAAGUUGAGGAUACUUUAAAUUUGAUAGCUUAUUACAAUUCUAGAAAUCAAUUAGAAGAGAUAGCGUUUUUAGGUAGCUCUUUUGAUAUACCAAGGAAAGUUAUUCAAGCGAUAAAAUUUUGUUUGCCCUACCAUAGAACAUUAUCUAGAUUUAAGAUAAAAGGACGUCUACACAGAACCUUAUUGCUCGAAAUAAGUAAUAUGUUACCAUAUUCCAAUAUAACUUACGUUUGCCUUGACGAUACUUUUUUACCAAAAUGUAAUUACUACGUUCUUUUGGAACAAAUAAGCAAGUUACAAUAUCUUUCCCUGCGUCGAUGCCAAAUUAAUGAUCAGGCUUGUAAAAUGUUAGCAGAGCUGUUGCAUUUUGAAAAACCCGCCUCUAAAUCUAUUCUCAUACUUAAUUUGGCUUCAAAUUUUAUAAACGAUGUAGGUGCGAAACAUUUAGGAGAUAUGUUAAGGAAUAACCGAACUUUAUUGCAUCUAAACAUUUCGGCCAACAAUAUCACUGAUAAAGGUGCUAAUAAUAUUUUGAAACAUCUACUUUCAUUUCGUUUAAGGCAAGAUGAAUUAUUAAGACUUAAGCAAAGACAACUUAAAUAUUUCUGUAAGAAAGAAGAAGUUCGUAGAAAGUGUGAAUUAGAAAUAUUAAAUCAGUUAAGAGAUGAGGAAAAGGAAAAUUUAAAAUUAGCAGUUUCAAAAUAUGAUAAAAAUGUUGGAAAUUUUUUCACUCAUUUUGCCGUUGUUGAAGAAUCGAUCACGGAACAAGCAGAGAAGAUGUCCAAAAAAUUGCAGGGGAGUUUAAAGAUCCUUUCGACAAUCAUAAUACGAUACAAAAAAAUGAUCAAUUAUAUUCCA